This is a messenger RNA of Chaetomium globosum CBS 148.51, 1104 nucleotides long. RefSeq lists its product as uncharacterized. The transcript is spliced from 3 exons. The coding region runs from base 1 to 1104 and encodes 367 amino acids. Lineage: Eukaryota; Fungi; Ascomycota; Sordariomycetes; Sordariales; Chaetomiaceae. The record is from RefSeq and is a predicted model, not a curated record.
AUGGCGUCCUCUCCCGAAAACCGGGCCUUGCCACUUACCGCUGUCAACAUCGCCGCCUUGAUCCUGGCCACGACAGUAACGGCCCUUCGAUGUUUUGUCCGCAUCCGGCUGCUCAAAGCUUUUGGGGCUGACGACUGGCUGAUGGUCGCUGCCUCAGUCUGCUUUGCUUUCUAUUGCUCCUUCUCCCUCGCUGGCCUCGCCAACGGGACGGGCUACCAUGUGGAAGACCUGAGCAAAGAAGCCUACGCAGAGGCCAAAAAGUGGUGGUAUUGCUGCUAUCCGACCUACGCUGUCACUAUGGCGUUGACCAAGAUAUCCAUUACCUUCUUUUUCCGCCGCGUCAUCGUCGAACGCGUGCAAAAGCUCAUUCUCGCCAUAGCCUUGGUGUUGACUAUCGUCAGCUGCCUGGUCUUCUUCUUCGCCGGUAUCUUCCAAUGCUGGCCGGUCAGCUACUUCUGGGACAAGUAUAGCCAAACAGGCACCUGCAUCCCUGAUCGUAUCAUCAUUGCCCUGGUCAUGCUGUUCAGCGUCAUCAAUAUCAUCACCGACUUCACCUUUGCCCUGAUGCCCGCCUGGAUUCUAUCCCACCUCAACAUGAAGCGCAAGACCAAGCUAGCUCUGUGCGUGCUGAUGGGCCUCGGUUGCAUUGCCAGUGCCGCCGUGGUUAUUCGCCUGCCCUACGUCCAUCUCAUCUCCAGCGACGACUUCUUGUACGACACUGUCGACGUCGCCAUCUGGUCCACGAUCGAGCAGUGCCUAGCCAUCACAGCAGCCGGCCUCGCCACCCUACAGCCUCUUGUCAAAAUCAUCGGGUUCAAGUUGGGAAUCGGCUCCCGCCCUUCGCUGCCUCAAUCGGGGUACGGCAACAGCAUGCCCAUGCCGACGGGGUCGAUUGCCGUCAAGAGGUCUUUCACACGCCGGACCGAGGCGAGGACGUCUUCCCACAACCAGUACGACCAGGCAGGGCUCAAAUUGCAGCCUGUCAUCGGGGAGUAUUCUGCGGAGUGCUACAACACGAGCCAGGAACUGCUUAGGGUACCGUCGGGAUCCGACGGGAAACCGUCCAAGGAGUCGGAGAGGAGUUCCCACUCGCGGCAUGGGUAA